GAGAAAUUAGAAAAUAGAAACGAAUAAUUCCAUAAAAACCUGACUGUUGAUUGUACGAGAACAAUGGUUACACACUAUUGCUUUUUAAAGAUGCAACGAUUUUCUAGGAGCUUUUUUAUUUUGAGAGAGAAAUUGACUGUCAAACUGAGUGGAUGUGCCUUCCUCGUGCUCCUGAUUUUUUAUGCUGUUUUGCCGUGUUAUUUCUGGAAUUCCAACAUUUGCAACAGUGGUGCUGCUGAGUUGUUCGUACUGGCUAGUGCGUGCCUUCGAUUAAUAUAAAGUUGCACUGGAGUUCUUCUGUUAAUUCAACAUUUUUGCCGAGAAAGUGUUUGGCUUCGUUUCUGCUCCUGUCACUCAUCAGUUUGUGCUGAGUCAUCGUUAUGCAGUGCUCAACCUGCAAUGCACCCACCGAUAGUGCUAAUUCGGUGUCUUGUGCCGGUGUUUGUGGUUCCAAGCAUCACACCCAUUGCACGGGGUUGUCCCGUGAUUCUACUCGUGAGCUUGGUCGUAAUAAUCAGUUAUUGUGGUUGUGCAAAACAUGUCACGAGUUUCGCAAUGGCACAAAUUCACUUCUCACAAAUCGGCUAUCAAGAGCGAUUUGCUUCCUGAGAUCCUCGCUCUCGUUGAUAAGCGAGCGCUAGCACCCAUAUUAGCUAAGCCGUCUGUUAGCAACGCAUCGCGAACGCACACAUCCACUAAUGUAUCGUCGCUCAAUGCCACAAAUACAUCCAGAACAACUUUCGCAGACAGCUUCCGCUCGCCGUACAUUUACUAACUCAACGGAGCUCACUGCUGAUAUCCAAGCUGCGAACGAUACCAACACUGUGGAAGAUUCUGACAACUGUAACCACUACAAUCAUCGUACUAAGCCGACUAGUGAUGUUAGUGCUGGAAACUAUCAAACAUAUACACAAGCAUCUUCUGAUCCUGUUUUGAACCAAAACACCACCAACACGGGCAUAGCCGAGAAAGUAUGGUUAUACUUCACGAACAUCAAAUCGCAUGUCUCCGCUGAUGAUAUGCGUGUGUGGCUUAAAGCUGUGCUACCAACGGACGAUAUUAAUGUUUACCGUCUCACGAAAAAGGGUGUGAACCUGGACUCGCUGUCCUUCAUAUCGUUCAAAGUGAGUGUUCCUAAAUCUCUUAAGGAGCUUGCGCUGCGGUCUAUUAUUUGUCCAGUUUCACUUACUGUUCGGGAGUUUGUUGCUCGUGGCCUACCAAAGCAACGUGUACAUGAAAGGGCUCGAUUUGACCCUUCUGAGCUUAUUUCGCAUCGUAAAAAUAGUGAAAAUUGCUCUUCAGCUGUGCCAAAAACUACCGCUCAUCCGGAUCAUUUUUUGGAACAUCGAUCGCCACCCCCACAGCGCGGGAUUCUAUCACCAUCCCAGAUGACCGAGAUCCUAGAGGCUAUUCAACUGGAGUUUCCUCCCACACCGCCUCAGUUAUCACCGGAGGUGGGGCUUCAUUCACAAUCCAAUCUCAGCAACAAGAACCGCUCACCACAGAUCAGCCCGUUUGCCAAACGGAUAGCUCACAAUUAAUAGACCCAUUCGUGAUGUAUUACCAAAAUGUUGCCCUUACUGAAACCUGGUUAAAUGAAUCGAUUCCAUCCAACAUGGUCCUUGAUAGUGAUGCCUACAACAUAUACCGCUGCGAUCGAAGCAGGUUAUACAAUGAACGUUCGCGUGGGGUGGUGUGCUACUUGCAUGUUCCGUUCGAUAUCCUUCUGUGGCACUUAACAUUAAUCAACCCACGCUUGAAGCUUUAUGUAUACGUGUUUCUUUUUCUAAGUUUCGUAUUUAUGUGGGGAUUGUUUAUGUGCCACAGUAUUUGAGCAGCGACCGCAACUAUUUGGAAUCCCUUUCUGCUUUCAUCAGUGAUGCAUACAUGCAAAUGAAACCGAAUGAUCAUCUUAUCCUUCUGGGUGACUUCAAUCAACCUGCGUUAGAGUGGUCGCUUUCUACCGCAGUAAGGCCAGAUUCAUCUUCAGCUAUAAGACAUUAUGUGCCACAUAUUUCUUCGAAUACAUUCAGUUCCUGCUUUUUGGAUAUGUUAAACUUGCAUGAACUCUAUCAGCUGAACGGGGUGCAUAACCAUUUAAAUCAUUAUUUGGACCUGGUGCUCUCCAACUCUGCUGCAGCUGCUUGUUGUUCUGUGUAUCCUGCUUCGUCACUGCUCCUGCCCCAGGAUGCUCAUCAUCCUGCUCUAGAAAUUGCGUUACCGUCUUCUUUAUUUAGGGCUAGUAGGGUUAAGAUUGUAUUACCUUCUGCUCCUAAUUCAUUGAGUGUUCGUUAUAAUUUUCGGCUCACAGACUAUCGUAAACUUAAUUCAAAUCUAUCUCGUUCCGACUGGUCUUUUUUUUAUCAAUGUACAUCGGUCGACGAGGCUGUCCAAUCGUUUAAUGCUUUGUUAACCUCUGCACUUCUUUCAUGUACACCUAUUGUUCGAU
Anopheles arabiensis is the source of this 2449-nucleotide messenger RNA. RefSeq lists its product as uncharacterized. Bases 699 to 1541 code for a protein of 280 amino acids. The record is from RefSeq and is a predicted model, not a curated record. The transcript has 2 exons. NCBI's taxonomy places the organism in Eukaryota, Metazoa, Arthropoda, Insecta, Diptera, Culicidae.